This is a messenger RNA of Aspergillus clavatus NRRL 1, 1071 nucleotides long. RefSeq lists its product as uncharacterized. The transcript is spliced from 2 exons. Bases 1 to 1071 code for a protein of 356 amino acids. The record is from RefSeq and is a predicted model, not a curated record. Lineage: Eukaryota; Fungi; Ascomycota; Eurotiomycetes; Eurotiales; Aspergillaceae.
AUGGCUGAAUUUCAACUCCCAGUUCUGUCUCAUCAAGCGAAUAAGAAAGCUCCCGGAGUCUACGAUAUCCCAAAUCUCCCCUACUGGGCGCGAAGUGACAUUAAAUACGCCCAGAAUUUGCUCGAGUGCUCCGACGAACCCAUCGAAUACGAUCACGAGGACGAAGACUACCAAGAUAAUUGCUUCUUCUUCCCCGAGGAUUGCUCCUGGUCUCCACCUUCAAAUUGGGUCCUUGACGACGAGAAUUCCGAAGACGAUCUCACCACCAGUAGUGAUUCGGACCAGCACGACUGCGACGGUGACACCAUGAUUCCCGGGCUCCCCAACAUCAAGAUGCUCGAUGCGGAGGCGCUCAGCGAUCUGCUUGAGGAUAAUCUGUCGCCUCCGGAAAUCACUUCUAUCCUUGUGUUUGCUACAAAUGGUGCCAUCUUCGCUUACGCGUCGUCCCUUUCCUCCCGGCAGCUGCGCAACCUGAGCGCGACGUACGGAGCCGCCUACACAUGUUACGCCAAGAACGCCUCAAGCGGGAACCUGACAGGGGUGAACCCGGCCAGUCAUCCGUCAUCAUACGUCACGGCUCAGUCGGUGUCGCUGGGGGACGUGGGCUCUAUUGUCUUUGAGCUGGACGACUCGGUCGCUGUCGUCACCAGGAUUGCGGACAAAGUCCUUCUUGCGGCGGUAGGUCCGUCGAAUCUGGAUACCGCCGACGAGGCCGCCACCCAAGCCAGCCAGAAUGGGGCAGCGAGGAUCGAUGCCGAAGCAAUGUCGGCAACUGACUCGCUUUCGAACGGACCACGGCCGCCCACCAACGGAACAUACAGCCAGGUUCUCGCGAACGCGACGUCAUCGCCGAGCGGUACCUCGCGCAACGACAACGAAGCCCACACGCAAGCCGACGCGGAGCUGGAGACGCAGUACGCAAUCGAUCGGAGUAGCGAUCUCGCGCGCCUGGCAAGCCUGAAUCUCUCGGCAUCGCCAUCUACCCUGCUGGCGCUUGAGUCCAAGGCCGCCGCGCUGGGCAGAUUCCUGAGCGAGAAACUAGAGGAUCUCGAGAGUCCCGAGGAUUUCUGA